This is a messenger RNA of Aricia agestis (brown argus), 2258 nucleotides long. RefSeq names its product chromatin assembly factor 1 p55 subunit (gene Caf1-55). Gene Ontology annotation, biological process: regulation of gene expression. Lineage: Eukaryota; Metazoa; Arthropoda; Insecta; Lepidoptera; Lycaenidae. Bases 152 to 1450 code for a protein of 432 amino acids. The record is from RefSeq and is a predicted model, not a curated record. The transcript is spliced from 10 exons. Gene Ontology annotation, molecular function: histone binding. Gene Ontology annotation, cellular component: nucleus; ESC/E(Z) complex; NuRD complex.
UAUGCAAAUGAAACUGUUUGUAACCGGAAGUUCGUGUAUUGUAUUCUAGGAACGCUAGAAAAGGAUUGUUGUUUGGCGCCUUUACAGGCCGGCUAGUUUUUUGUGUUGAAGUUAUUGUAAAUCCGCUAGAAAUUCCAAAUAAAACCUAAAAAUGGGUGACAAGGGUGACGGAGAAACCUUCGACGAUGCUGUUGAAGAGAGGGUCAUUAACGAGGAAUAUAAAAUAUGGAAGAAGAAUACACCUUUCCUUUACGACUUGGUCAUGACACACGCUUUGGAAUGGCCCUCUCUGACUGCACAGUGGUUACCAGAUGUAACUAGGCCUGAAGGAAAAGACUAUUCUGUGCACAGAUUGAUUCUGGGAACUCAUACAUCAGAUGAACAGAAUCAUCUCCUCAUUGCUAGCGUUCAACUUCCCAAUGAGGAUGCACAGUUUGAUGCAAGCCAUUAUGAUAAUGACAAGGGCGAGUUUGGUGGUUUUGGAUCGGUCUCUGGGAAAAUAGAUAUUGAAAUAAAAAUUAAUCACGAGGGUGAAGUGAACAGAGCUCGGUACAUGCCACAGAAUCCAUGUGUGAUUGCAACCAAGACUCCAUCUUCUGAUGUGCUCGUCUUCGACUACACUAAGCAUCCAUCCAAACCAGAACCCUCAGGAGAAUGUCAUCCUGACCUGAGGUUGCGGGGACAUCAGAAGGAAGGCUAUGGUUUGUCAUGGAAUCCCAAUCUCAACGGUUAUCUGCUAUCUGCAAGUGAUGAUCAUACAAUAUGCCUGUGGGACAUCAACGCGACACCGAAGGAGGGUCGUGUCAUCGACUCCAUGUCGGUGUUCACGGGACACACGGCCGUCGUCGAGGAUGUAGCCUGGCAUCUCCUGCAUGAAUCACUCUUUGGAUCAGUAGCUGAUGACCAGAAAUUGAUGAUUUGGGAUACAAGAUGUAACAACACGUCGAAACCUUCGCAUACCGUAGACGCGCACACCGCCGAAGUGAAUUGUCUUAGUUUCAAUCCAUAUUCGGAGUUUAUACUCGCCACAGGAAGUGCCGAUAAAACAGUAGCACUGUGGGAUCUGCGCAACCUGAAACUGAAACUGCAUUCGUUUGAAUCACACAAAGAUGAGAUAUUCCAAGUCCAGUGGUCACCUCACAAUGAGACUAUUCUGGCUAGCAGUGGUACAGAUAGAAGGUUGCAUGUAUGGGAUCUGUCGAAGAUUGGCGAGGAGCAGACGGCGGAGGACGCUGAGGAUGGUCCACCGGAGCUGCUGUUUAUACACGGAGGCCACACCGCCAAGAUCUCAGACUUCUCAUGGAACCCCAACGAGCCGUGGGUCAUCUGCUCUGUCUCCGAGGACAACAUUAUGCAGGUGUGGCAAAUGGCAGAAAACAUCUACAACGAUGAAGAGCCUGAAACACCAGCAUCGGAGCUGGAGUCCGGAGUCAACGUCAACCACGGCUAAGUCGAGAUUACCUGCACGGAACUCAUCGGUGUUGUGCUUUUCAAGGAUUUUUAUUAACUCUUUCGUUUAUGAAAUGGAAGGCCAUUUUAACAGUUGAUUUCAUGAUUUUUUUGGAUAAAAUGUCAAGGAGCCAAAAAUUCACAGUGAGUGAUCUACAAAUAUUAAUUAACUCUAUCAUCUCAGAAUUUCUGCAGUCAAAGUAUAAUUUAUAUGUAUGUAUUUGUUUCUUUAUGUUAAGUAUAUACUUAGAAGUUCUAGAUAGCUAUGUGAUGAAUAUAAUGAGUAGGUACAUUGCAAAUGUGACAAUUAUUCUCCAAAGUUUGCGCGUAUUUCAUUUAGUUUUUUAUCUGAUGUUUGUAAUUGAAAAGAAAGAUUGCUAUUUUUUUUAAUUGUUGUUACAUUUUGAUAUGCUUCUUAUUUGAGUAGAGAUCACUAGGUUGAUUCCUUUAAAUAAUCCUAAAAUAUAAUACAGCUUUGAUGCAGUCUUGAUAAUAAAACUACAAAAUUGUAUUCUCCAAAAAUGUCAAACCACCGUCAAACGCGUUCUUAUUGGUCAAAACUUCAAGAAUCAGUUUAUGAUAUCAAGAUAAUAACAAUACGAUUUGUUUUACGUUUUUAAUUCAAUGGAAGUAAUGCAAGUCUAAGUUAAAUACGAGAAUAGGGUUUUGGCAAGUAUUAUGAUUUAAUAAUUUGGUUGUCUCAAAAGCCUAUGCAGUAGUAUCAUCUCCAUGUCUAGAAGUGUAGUCUCAGGUAGUAUGUAUUUCUGUAAAGGUGCCGGUUGGCAGCGGGCGACAUGAAGCAACCGCAG